Molecule: messenger RNA, 697 nt
Organism: Uloborus diversus
Lineage: Eukaryota; Metazoa; Arthropoda; Arachnida; Araneae; Uloboridae
Exons: 5
Coding region: 86-691 (201 amino acids)
Source: RefSeq, a predicted model, not a curated record
GCUGUGAAGUUUAUGGUGCUGUGCUGACUUGCCUAGCAGAGUAGAAAAGAUCCUGUUGUACUAAGAUUCUGCUGCAGCUGCAGAAAUGGUUUCAAUUGUUCCUUGGAUAUGUGUGCUUGUUUGGAUAACUUUGAAUAAGGCUUUUCAGUGCCCAGCAGGAAGCAGACCAGUUUCCAAAAGAUCUCCUGAUUCCUGCAUGAUAGAAAACAAAGUUUAUGAAAAUGGACAAAGAAUUAUGAAAGAUCACCCAUGCCACGUUUGCUAUUGCCGUCGGGGAGAAAUCAAAUGUUAUUGGCAGGAAUGUGGCGAACCUCUGCCUGGAUGCAGGGCCAUAAUAACUGACGAAAAAGGAUGCAAUCCAAGUGCUUACAUGUGUGAUAUAAGGAAGAAAUAUGAAGUACGGUUCGCUCCCGAGGAGACUAAUGUAGCUGCUGCGUUUGAGGAAAUGGUCGAAUAUUACAGAAACUCCUCAACUGGUGCUUGCUACAUAAGCGGUGUUUCCUACUGGAAGGGACAACAAGUUGAUUCGUUCUGCACCGCAUGCCUGGAAUGCUUCUGCUUUCAUCAAAAACUCAAGUGUAUUCCUAAAUGCUGCUUUAUGGAUGCUGAAUUCUACGAUACUCCUGAAAAAAUGCGUGAAAAAGCAGCAAAUCGUUCACCGUAUGACAUUCAACCUUUUCACCCUUAUUAGGGACCU